UCCUUCUUCCUCCCGGCGUCAACCUCACUCCAAACACUUCAAUUACCGGGGCCUUUACUUCCCCCCGCUUCGAUCCACCACUCGCUCCAACCCUAGAAUCAAAUCCGCUGCCGGCGAACCGCAGAGCUUCAAUCGCAGCCGCGGCCGAUUUAGAGCCGCCUGCCGCUGUUUCUAGCGCCGGAUUUGGGGGUUCCGCGCGAUGUCUUGGGCCGGGCCCGACGAGAUCCUCCUCUCCACCUCCCUAGCCGGCUUCUUGGACAAGAAACUUAUUGUCCUACUACGAGAUGGAAGAAAGCUGCUUGGCACCCUCUGCUCAUUUGAUCAGUUCGCGAAUGUUGUUCUUCAGGGUGCUUGUGAACGAGUAAUUGUAGGCGAACUAUAUUGUGAUGUCCCUCUUGGACUAUAUGUGAUCCGGGGAGAGAAUGUUGUAUUAAUCGGAGAAUUGGAUCUUGAGAAGGAUGAACUCCCUAGUCACAUGACCUGUGUUUCGGAGGCUGAAAUAAGAACGGCUGAGAAAGCAGAAAAGGAAGCAAGAGAUCUGAAAGGCACAAUGAGAAAAAGGAUGGAGUUCCUCGAUUUCGAUUAACAUAUCCAUUAGUCUUAUUGAUUGAUAGGUGUUGCUCCCUCUGUCGCUGGCCGAUUUUUAAUGGCGGCUUUGCUAUGUCGAUGGGUAAAUGAAAGCCCCUGAUUGCACUCUCUAUAUCAUGCCUCUUGUUUAAUCCAGAUGCUAUGGACUGAUGGCCUCAGAAAACAGCUUCCUUUUCAGUAGCGAUUUAUCUUGUGUUC
This is a messenger RNA of Lolium perenne, 786 nucleotides long. RefSeq names its product sm-like protein LSM1B. The record is from RefSeq and is a predicted model, not a curated record. NCBI's taxonomy places the organism in Eukaryota, Viridiplantae, Streptophyta, Magnoliopsida, Poales, Poaceae. Gene Ontology annotation, molecular function: mRNA binding. Gene Ontology annotation, cellular component: Lsm1-7-Pat1 complex; P-body. Gene Ontology annotation, biological process: deadenylation-dependent decapping of nuclear-transcribed mRNA.